GCUCACCCCAUUCCCGGGGGUCCCGCAGGGGUCUGCGCCCUGGGGAACUGCCUGUACGCCAUGGGCGGCUACGACGGCGCGCAGCAGCUGAGCAGCGCCGAGCGCUUCCAGGCCGACACCGAGACCUGGAGCUUCGUGGCACCCAUGGGACACCGCCGGAGCGCCCUGGGCGUCACCGCCUUCCGGGGCAGGAUCUACGUCCUGGGGGGCUACGACGGUCACUCAUUCCUGGAGUCGGUGGAGUGCUACGACCCCGAUGCCGACGCCUGGACCGAGGUGACGCCGAUGCCGUCGGGGCGCAGCGGGCUGGGGGUGGCCGUCACCAUGGAGCCCUGUCACCCCCAGCCCCCCCAGGAGGAGGAGGAGACCCCCCCCAGCGAGCCCUGCUGACCCCGGCGCCGCCGGGAGGGGGACGGGGAGGUGGGGAGGGGGCUGCUCCCCCCCACCCACCAUCCCCCGGUUCAUCCCCCACCGGCGGCAGAUCGAGGAUUUUAGGGGGGGUGGGGUCACCCAGACCCCCUCCCCACCCACCCAAAAAGCAUCACAGGACUUUUUCUGCGUCCCCCUCCCCAAUUUCCCCACCUCUAGCCCGGAUUUUGGGGCGAGCCCGGGCUGGUUCUGACCAUUCCCAGAUGCUGUUGGUGCAAGAAUAAAGUGAUUUCUGAUUUAA
Molecule: messenger RNA, 670 nt
Organism: Parus major (Great Tit)
Lineage: Eukaryota; Metazoa; Chordata; Aves; Passeriformes; Paridae
Product: kelch-like ECH-associated protein 1
Exons: 2
Coding region: 61-390 (109 amino acids)
Molecular function (GO): protein binding
Source: RefSeq, a predicted model, not a curated record